UUACCGCAAACUACAAACAUAGACAAUUUAUUAAAAAUAUUAUAAGAAUUGUAUUACCCUAAAUAAAGUGCUUUUAAAUAGUAUAUUAACGAUACAAAUUGUAAAGAAAAUCUUAAAAAACCGAAUUUAUUAACUCUAAGCCGCUCAGCGACCAUUUGUAAAUGAAUUUUGUCGUCAGCAGUUUUGUGGUGGUGGUUGAAAUCUAAUGUACGCUGUUAUUCGUACUUCUUUGUUCGGGUUGUUAACAUCAGACGAGAUUUGACAAGUGCAGUUUUUUAUUUAAACAUUUGCAAGUAAACAAAAAUAAAAAUCGAUAUAGAAAAGAAUCUAAGGGGGUCUCUGCAUACAGACAUAAAAACACACAAAUAAUAAAUAGGUUAAUGCCCCUUAAAAAAGAAUUUCGUAUACAAUAUUUCAUUGCCGAAGCGAAAGAAAGUCUGCUUAGUCGACCUUGAUUUUUAACAGUGAUAGGAGCUGCAAAACACAGUCAUCAUAUCAGUCAGCAUAUCAGCCAGCUGUUCCGUAAAAGAUAAGGUGUUGAAAAAAAACUUGUUUUCUCAAAUUAAUACAUUAAGAGGCAAUUAAAAAAUUAUUAAUAAAAUGGCUAAUUAUUCUGGUGAUGUAAAAUUAGACGAGCAGAUAGAGUUGUGGUUAAAAUGGGAUCGUAAUGAAAAUACCCUUAAAGAAGUGCAAAAAAUGGUGGCUGCUAAGGACUGGGAACAAUUGCGUAAACGUUUAAUGGAUCGUUUGGCCUUUGGUACGGCUGGAUUACGUGGUUGCAUGCGUGCUGGUUUUGAUUCAAUGAAUGAUUUGGUCAUAGUCCAAACUGCCCAGGGUUUGUGUGAGUAUGUUAAAACACAAUAUCAACCUGAAGAAUAUGAACGUGGCAUAGUAUUUGGCUAUGAUGGACGUUAUAAUAGCAAACGUUUUGCUGAAUUAUCGUCCACAAUAUUUAUUCAGAAUGGUUUUAAGGUCUAUCUUUAUACCCGUAUGGUGGCUACACCAUUUGUGCCUUUUGCCAUUGUACAAAAGAACUGCUUGGCUGGUGUCAUGGUGACCGCUUCACACAAUCCUAAAGAAGACAAUGGCUAUAAAGUGUACUGGGGCAAUGGUGCCCAGAUUAUAUCACCCCACGACAAGGGUAUACAGCAGUCUAUACUCGAUAAUUUAGAACCUAAAGAUUCGUCUUGGAAUACUGAUAUUUUAAAGGAUUCUCCUCUUUUACAAGAUCCAUUUGAAGAAAUGUAUAGCGCCUACUAUAAAACAUUAAAAGCUAAUAUUCCAGAUAAAUUUUUGGAAACAAAUGAAAAACAAAAAUCAUUGGGCAAAUUGAAGUUUGUUUAUACCGCUAUGCAUGGUGUAGGUUGGCCCUAUGUGGAAAAGGCUUUUGCAGAAGCUAAUUUACCAGAACUUUUACCCGUUGAGGAGCAGAAAGAAGCAGAUCCAGAAUUUCCCACAGUCAAAUUUCCAAAUCCAGAAGAGGGCAAAAGUUCAUUGGAAUUGUCUAUAAAAAGAGCUGAAGCCGCAGGUGUUACUACUAUUUUGGCAAAUGAUCCAGAUGCUGAUCGUUUGGCAUGUGCCGAAAAGGAUCCAAAAACUGGACAGUGGAAGGUCUUCAAUGGCAAUGAACUGGGCGCUCUUUUAGGCUGGUGGUGUGUAGAGAACUAUAAAGCUCUACAUCCCGAUGUUAAACUAUCGGAAUGUUAUCUCUUGGCCAGCACAGUAAGUUCCAAAAUUUUACGCUCCAUGGGCAAUAUGGAUGGUUAUAAUUUUGUUGAAACUCUAACGGGUUUCAAGUGGAUGGCCAACCGUGGCAUUGAAUUAAUGAAGGAAGGAAAACAGGUUCUGUUUGCCUUUGAAGAAGCCAUUGGUUUUAUGUUUUCCACUGCCGUACUCGAUAAAGAUGGCGUUAGUGCGGCCACUCAUUUAGCCACCAUGGCUUGUUACAUUAAAGAAACUCAGGGUAUUUCCUUGAUAGAGAAAUUAAAUGAAAUUUACGAAAAAUACGGUUAUCAUUGCACAAAUUGUUCGUAUCUAUUUUGUGAUAAAGCUCCCGUCAUUAAGCGUAUUUUUGAACGUUUGCGCAAUUUCCAAGAUGGCAAACCAGCCACAUAUCCUCAAUCGAUACUUAACGGAGAGUUUGCCAUUAAAUAUGUACGAGAUUUGACAACAGGUUUUGAUACCUCGCAAGCAGAUGGUAAAGCUCGUCUACCUGUUAGUUCAAGUACACAAAUGAUUACAUUUACAUUCGAAAAUGGCCUAGUGAUUACUUUGCGCACCAGCGGUACUGAACCAAAGAUUAAAUAUUAUGCUGAAUUAUGUGCUAAGCCAGAGGAAAAAGAUUGGCAGGGAUUAAGAGAAACUCUAGAUCGUAUGGUUGAUGCCAUAGUUGAAGAAUUCCUACAGCCUGCUGUAAACGAUUUAAAGCCAAAAACAGAUUAAAAUAUACAUAUUUUGAAUUUAGUCAUUUAAGUAUAUAAGUAUAUGUGUGUGUAGUAUCUAAAGUAUAAUAUUAUACUUUUUUAGUAUAUUUUAUAAAUUUUUUUAAAUAGACAGUUUAUAAGAUGUAUUUUUUUGUUAUCUUUGUUGCAUGUGUAUAUGUGUGCGUGUAUACUAAAAUGCGACGAAACACAUUCCUUAAUGUGUUAUCCUAUAUUAUAUGUUUGAACCAGUAUACUUUUUUCGAGCGUUUUACGUCUUCGCAUUUUAUAUUUAUGCACAUUAUUUUUACAGCUUUUUUUUGCUAUUUGUUUUCGACUCAAAGAUACAUUUGUCAAAAUCAAUUUCAAUGUACAAGUUUAUAUACACAAUGUUUUAUUAAAAUUAAAAAUUGGCUAUACCUAUAACAUAUUUAUUAUCUUUCCUACCUGUGUAAAAGUUAAUUUACAUUUAUUAGAUUUUAAUUUAUUGACAAAUAUACUAAUGUUAAUACAAUACAAACAUAAACCAACAUACUUUUAUUACUGCGCUAUUAUUGUCUUAUCACAAGUAAAUCAUUCCGAUCGAAAGUCUUUAACAAAAAUAAACGUAAGCUUAGGAAUUGAAACCUUUGUGAGCAGUCCUGAUAAUUGUGUAAACUGUUGAUUUAACAUCAUUAUUGAAACAUAGAUUUUCCAUAUACUAGUGGUAUUUUUUGUAAUUUAUAACCAAAUAAAAUAACAUAAAUAAAAGUAUAUUAUAAAA
This is a messenger RNA of Lucilia cuprina (Australian sheep blowfly), 3183 nucleotides long. RefSeq names its product phosphoglucomutase-2 (gene Pgm2a). The coding region runs from base 601 to 2442 and encodes 613 amino acids. The record is from RefSeq and is a predicted model, not a curated record. The transcript has 2 exons. Lineage: Eukaryota; Metazoa; Arthropoda; Insecta; Diptera; Calliphoridae. Gene Ontology annotation, biological process: purine ribonucleoside salvage; carbohydrate metabolic process. Gene Ontology annotation, molecular function: phosphopentomutase activity; magnesium ion binding.